This is a messenger RNA of Syngnathus typhle (broad-nosed pipefish), 2064 nucleotides long. Its product is annotated as fibrous sheath CABYR-binding protein-like. The record is from RefSeq and is a predicted model, not a curated record. The transcript has 5 exons. The coding region runs from base 235 to 1329 and encodes 364 amino acids. Lineage: Eukaryota; Metazoa; Chordata; Actinopteri; Syngnathiformes; Syngnathidae.
GUUACCACAAGGUGGUCCCAGUCUGUUGGAAGGGAAAGGAACAAACUGCUGAGUACACAGACUAUAGAUCAAGAAAAGAAACCAGGUACAAAGCCUGAAGAGAGCAAUGGAAGUACAUUGGCUGCUCGGAGCAGCAUCACUACAGAGACCAUUGAGGACAAAACACAGUUGCCUGUAAGUGCCUUAGCAGAUGAUCUUCAGCAAGUAGCUGAUGAUGGGGCAGAGGCAACAUUAAUGGGAAUGGAAGCCCAGGAGGAUCUUGGCUCUGGGGAAAACCUCUUGACUGAUCUUGAACCGCAACCAGAUCCUUUCAGUGCUGAUGAGCCUUGUUCAGUUGCUUUAGCAAGUGCUUCAGCAGAAGCUUCCAGUGACUCCGGAUUCGCGGAUGUUGCUGUAGAAGCAGUGGAACAUUUGAUGGCCAAACCACUUUCAGAGGAAGAGAUCCAAGCCAUGGGAGGGUGUGAAAUGGAACAAACAGAGGUCCCUGCAAAAAAAGAUGAUGAAUGUUGUAAGACAGACGAUCCUGUCCAGCAAGAUGAUGAUCCGAUUAAGGGUGAGGCACUUGCUAUAGAAGAAAUAAAGGCUGAGAGAUCUGAACCUGUCCAGGCUGAGGUUCCUCCUGUCCCAGCUGGGGCAUUUCCUGAGUCUUCCAACCCUGUUGAUGAGCCUGAGGCACGGGAGGCCGUAGCUGAAGUCCCCGAUGACGCAAUCCCGUCUUUAGAGAGUGAAACUGAAAAAUCUCCACCGCUUCCAGCUUUACUAACAGCUGAAUCUCUUGCUUCAACUGAGACUGCAUCAAAUGAAGUGGAACCAGUAGCUGAAAGUUCUAAUGAAGUAGCUGGAAGUGCUGCUUCGGUAGAAGAUUCAACCAUUGCUAAGUCUGCGGAGGUAAAAGAGGCUAUCAUAGAUCCAGGGAUCGCAGUAGCUACAAUUCCCGAGAUGCCUCCUUUAGUUCCGGUUACAGAUGAGACGCAAGCUGCUGUUGACGAGUCCAAUGAAUCUGUUGUGAUGCCUUCAGAAUCCGCUCUACAAGCAGAAGCUUCUGGUCCUGCAGAAACAACCUCUCUUAAGGAGCCUGCCUUGGUCCUGGAUGUCCCAGUAUCUUCAACACUGCUUUUAGAAACAUCAUCAAAGGAAGAAUCAGAAGCUGCAUCAGCUUUUGGAGCCUCUCCAUCGACAGUGACGAGUGAUUGCACUGUACAAGUUCAUGCAGCUGAAGCUACCCAAGCAGAAAUUGCUGAUCAAGCCUCUGAAUCUUCGACCGAAGUGAUGUCAGCAGCAGAGUGCCAUCAGGGUAUGGAAAAAGACAGAGCCAAAAAGGAAGAGUGAAUUGCCAGAGGAAAUCAACUACAAAAUGGAAAAACACCCAAAGCUUCAAAUGCAAAGGCAACUGAAGAAAAAAAUCGAUGCAGCAACAAAACCAAUGUACCCCAAGUGUAUAUCUGAAAGAUUAAUUACACUUGUUGCUUAAUUGGUCACUUUUCAGAACAGAUAUUGGACAGAUUAUAUUCCUUUGUAUUGGAAAUAAGUCAGCAUGGUACAAAUGUAUUCAAGUGACAUCUGUGACAAAUACUGAUGAUUAACAUUUUACAGACAAAAACAAAUACUACAUAGUGCCAAUAACAUAUGGUUUUCAGGUGCAAAAAAAGUCAAUGUUAUAAAGGUUUUAGUUUAGGUCAAUUCCAUAAGUGUAAUUACAGUUGGCAUUUGCCUACUAAUUUGCUUGAUGUUUUUCAUAGGACAGUGUAAAGAAUGAGUCUUAGCAUUUGGUUAAGAAUACAAAGGAUCUAUAAAUGAAGUUAACAAGAUGAGAUGGAUACAACUAUGUUAGCACUGCAGAGACAGAUCACAAAGCAAGGCACUGGUGCUGACUUCAAUUGAAUUACCUCUAAUUGUGACUGAAUAUAACUCCUACAUGUCUAACAAAAUAGAAUUCAAAUAAGAUGGAAGCUGCAGAAAUAUGUACUUUUUCAUGUCUUUUGUCAACCUUUUUCUAUAUAAUACAAUAUAUUCCUUUUAUGUAAUUCUGCUAACAGCGUACAGAAUAAAGUUUCACUCAGUAAA